Molecule: messenger RNA, 5510 nt
Organism: Sceloporus undulatus (fence lizard)
Lineage: Eukaryota; Metazoa; Chordata; Lepidosauria; Squamata; Phrynosomatidae
Gene: PKN2
Product: protein kinase N2
Exons: 22
Coding region: 162-3116 (984 amino acids)
Biological process (GO): signal transduction; protein phosphorylation
Molecular function (GO): protein serine/threonine kinase activity; small GTPase binding; ATP binding
Source: RefSeq, a predicted model, not a curated record
CCGAGGUGGUCCUUCCUCCUUCCCCUCAUGGGACUCUGAGCAGAGGGGCUUGGCGCCCCCCCCGCACCCACAGCCAAGAGACCCACGCCCAGACGCCGCCUCCUCCUCCCCUGCCCUGCCCUGCCCUGGCCCCUCCAGGUGCGGAGUCCAGCCCCGCAGCAAUGGCGUCCAACGCGGCGGAGAGGGAGAUCUUCCUCACGGACCUCCAGCAGGGGGAUGUGCGAAGUAUAAUGGUCUCUGAGAAUGUGACAAUUGGACAAAAGUUUGACUAUACAGACACGAUAGUACAGCAGAAGUUGGAUGAAGUAAAGGACCAAAUUAAACGGGAAAUAAGGAAGGAACUUAAAAUCAAGGAAGGAGCAGAAAACCUCAGGAAAGUCACUACAGAUAAAAAAAACUUGGCUUACGUAGACAAUAUUUUGAAAAAAUCAAACAAGAAAUUAGAAGAAUUGCAUCAUAAAUUACAGGAUUUAAAUGCACAUAUUGUUGUAACAGAACCUGAAGAUGUUACAGAUUGUCCCAGAACUCCAGAUACACCAAACAGUGAUCCUCGUUUUCCUACUAACAACAGGCUGAUGGCCUUAAAAAAACAGUUGGAUAUAGAAUUGAAAGUAAAGCAGGGAGCUGAGAACAUGAUCCAUAUGUAUUCUAAUGGUCCAUCAAAGGAUAGAAAGCUGCUUGCAACGGCUCAACAAUUGCUUCAGGACAGCAAGACAAAAAUUGAAGUUAUAAGGAUGCAGAUUCUUCAGGCAGUCCAGACUAAUGAGAUGGCUUUUGAUAAUGCAAAACCUGUAAUAAGCCCUCUUGAGCUUCGAAUGGAAGAAUUGCGGCAUCAUUUUAGGAUAGAAUAUGCAGUAGCAGAAGGAGCAAAAAAUGUGAUGAAGUUGCUUGGAUCUGGGAAAGUUACUGACAGAAAAGCACUCUCAGAGGCUCAAGCAAGAUUUAAUGAAUCAAGUCAGAAGCUAGACCUAUUAAAGUAUUCAUUAGAACAAAGACUGAACGAACUCCCUAAAAAUCACCCCAAAAGCAGUAUUAUUAUAGAAGAGCUUUCACUUGUUUCAUCACCAACAUUAAGUCCACGACAGAGCACAAUAUCUACACAGAAUCAGUACAGUACACUGUCGAAGCCAGCAGCUUUAACAGGUACUUUGGAAGUUAGACUGAUGGGUUGCCAGGAUAUUCUGGAGAAUGUCCCCGGUCGAUCAAAAGCCACCUCCAUUACUCUACCUGGAUGCAGUCCGAGUGAAGCUAGAUCAUCUUUCAUGAGUCGAACAAGCAAAAGUAAAAGUGGGAGUAGCCGAAAUCUUCUGAAAACAGAUGACUUGUCCAAUGAAAUCUGUGCUGUUUUGAAGUUGGACAAUACUGUGGUUGAUCAAACUAGCUGGAAGCCUAUUUCCAAUCAGUCAUGGGAUCAGAAAUUUACACUGGAACUUGAUAGAUCUCGAGAAUUAGAAAUUUCUGUUUAUUGGCGUGACUGGAGAUCUCUGUGUGCAGUGAAAUUUCUAAGGUUAGAAGAUUUCUUAGACAACCAGCGACAUGGCAUGUGUCUCUAUCUUGAACCCCAGGGUACUCUCUUUGCAGAGGUCACAUUUUUUAACCCAGUUAUUGAAAGAAGACCAAAACUUCAGAGACAAAAGAAAAUUUUCUCUAAGCAACAAGGCAAAACAUUUCUCAGAGCUCCUCAGAUGAAUAUUAACAUUGCCACUUGGGGGAGGCUGGUGAGAAGAGCUAUUCCUACAGUAAAUCAUACUGGUACCUUCAGCCCUCAAGCUUCUGUGCCUGCUACAGUGCCAGCAGUUGAUACUCAGAUUCCUGAAUUAGGGUCCCCGACUAGUGACUGUCCUGUAGCCAAAUUGGUAUUUGAGCUUGAACCUGAAACCCCACGUACUCCACCACGUGCUUCUUCUCUUGGAGAAAUAAGUGAACCUUCACCUGAGCCAAAAGCUCCAGCUACACCCAGUCAGGAUACAGAAACAUUUGAUUUUGAAAAUGACAGAAACAAUUUUAUUCCCAAGCUUCCACCAGAGAUUAUUUGUGAGACUCAGAUUUCAAACUCUGAUACAGAAUAUACGAUACGAGAGACUGAUGAUAGCAGAAUACAACAGAGAUUUCAGUUUAGUUUACAAGACUUCAGAUGUUGCGCUGUACUGGGUAGAGGACACUUUGGAAAGGUCCUGUUGGCUGAGUAUAAAAAUACAAAUGAAAUGUUUGCUAUUAAGGCCUUAAAGAAAGGAGAUAUUGUUGCUCGGGAUGAAGUAGACAGCCUCAUGUGUGAAAAGAGAAUUUUUGAAACUGUGAACAGUGUAAGGCAUCCCUUUCUGGUGAACCUCUUUGCCUGUUUCCAAACCAAAGAUCAUGUAUGUUUUGUAAUGGAAUAUGCUGCUGGUGGAGAUCUUAUGAUGCAUAUACACACUGAUGUCUUUUCUGAACCAAGAGCAGUAUUUUAUGCUGCAUGUGUGGUUCUUGGACUGCAGUAUUUACAUGAGCACAAGAUAGUUUAUAGAGACUUAAAGCUAGACAACUUGUUGCUGGAUACAGAAGGCUUUGUGAAAAUAGCUGAUUUUGGUCUCUGCAAGGAGGGAAUGGGAUUUGGUGACAGAACAAGUACAUUCUGUGGCACUCCAGAAUUUCUUGCUCCAGAAGUGUUGACAGAAACAUCUUAUACAAGAGCUGUAGACUGGUGGGGUCUUGGUGUGCUUAUCUAUGAAAUGCUGGUUGGUGAGUCUCCUUUUCCAGGAGAUGAUGAAGAAGAGGUUUUUGACAGUAUUGUAAAUGAUGAAGUAAGAUAUCCUCGAUUCCUUUCUACAGAAGCCAUCUCAAUCAUGAGAAGGCUUCUGAGGAGAAAUCCAGAACGACGCCUUGGUGCUGGUGAGAAGGAUGCUGAAGAUGUCAAAAAGCAUCACUUUUUCCGGUUGAUUGACUGGAAUGCAUUGCUUGCCAAGAAAGUGAAGCCUCCAUUUGUCCCCAUCAUAAGAGGAAGAGAGGAUGUUAGCAAUUUUGAUGAUGAAUUUACCUCAGAAGCGCCUAUUCUCACUCCACCCCGAGAGCCUAGGAUACUUUCUGAAGACCAGCAGGAAAUGUUCAGAGACUUUGACUACAUUGCUGACUGGUGUUAAUCCUUUAGACACUGUGAAAUCCAAGCAGACUGGUUCAUCAAAACAGCGUUCUCCCACCUCCCUCCCUUGAGAACAGUACCAGUCACUGGACUGGCCUCUGUGCUGCCUGUAGCUUCUGAUUUUCAAAUCAUAUGAAGUUUUUUUUUUAAGUACUGUUUUUAAUACACAUGAGGUCUGGCCUCUUUGUUUUUGUAUAUCUUUUUUAAAAAAUAUCUUGAGCACUGGAAAUUUUUUGCAGCUCUUUAAGCUGAAUUGGUGGUUACAGGCUGUGUGCCAUUCUCGCAUGGACACACUUGUGCUAUAUCUUUACACUUUUACAGCAGAAAACAUGGUGGGGUGGGGGGGAACCAUGCCUUAAGAAGUGGAACAGCAACCAGAAACUAAGCUAGACUGAAAACCAUCUACCCAGAUUUUAAUGGAAGAAGGCAAAAGCUGUUGGUCCUUUACAAAUAAAAAAUCAUUACAAAAUCCAAAAAUUUAUAGACCGAAGGACUGUUAAACACACUAUUGACUUGAGUUUUUAAAAAUAAUGAGGAUUUACAAAUGAUGCCUUGUUUUGUAAGCUUUCUGUGGUAUUUAUUGGGGGAAAUGUUAAAAAGCCUUACCUAUGUGAAAACAGUAUAAGUGCUUCCAUUUUUUUAAACCGGAGGGGGGAAUGGGCCAAGUCCUGAACAGUUUACCAAAGUCACAUGCCAAACAAUUUUUGCCUUUUAACUAUUUUAAACACCAUUCAGAAACAACCAGCAGAUAGGAAGAAUGUAAAUAAGUAAGAAUGUCUCCUCAGUCUUAACCAGAAAUACUUUCAGUGUGUGCAUUUCCCACCAAAACGCAAUCAUUGUUAAUGUACUCUUGAAUUCAUGACUGUUCCACAUUAACUCCAUAGAGAAUGCUGAUUUUCCAAAAUAUCCUGUCUAGCUAUGUCAGUCAUCUUACGUUUGCUAAUUUAGUUUUACCAUAUCAUUUUUUAAAGGAACAAGGAACCUUUCUGUAUACAUGUGUUAUACAUGUAUAUUUGGAAUUUCUAGUAUAUUUUUGUUUCAACGGAUAGGCAAACUGUGUACCACUUCCUUUAGUUUUUGUCCAGUGGCUAUGUGAAUGUAUUGUUGAAUCCAGAUUUAAUAGGGAAAAUGUACUUAUAUACAUCUUUCAAGCCACUGAAUUCCAUAAUUUUCAUUGGCAAAUAACUGAAAAUAAGGGUAAAAGCAAUAAGUUUUAAGAGAAUGUAUAAAUAUUUUUGAUAAAACUUGUAUAUUUUAAGCCUCUUAACACAAUGCUGUACCUCAGAAGUUAAAAUGUUUUUGACCAGAUACUGUGUGUACUCUUUACAGAUUUAUGUAAUUAUUUUCAAAUAUUCCGCUAAAGUAUUUGAAGUUUGUCCGUGGAAAAUAACAUAUUGAAACUGGCUUUUGCCGUCAGCCUCAUCCCCGGCUAGGACAGAAGAAAGAAUUUGUGUGAGGUUUGAGUCACUCAGACGUACUGCUCUUUCUGGAAUAAAAGAUACAUAGCAAUCAUGCAACCAUGUUGACUUUGAAUGGAAACAAUGAGAUUCCAAUGUGAUGCUUUUAUAGCCUGAGAUCUAUCCCAACCCCCAAAUAAACUAGCAUUUGAUUUGAAGGUGACAGGAGACUUUGAUACUUUCAGGGGCCUGCAAAAAUACAAGGUGUAAUGAAAUCACUAGAAUAAUGCACAUUACAAGUUUGUUCGCAAGAGACAAUGACUAAGAUAGACACUCCUCUAUUGUUUUUUUUAAAAAAUCAUGGAUAUAUGUUAACCUAUUAUUUAGAAAUAGUACCAUUUAGCUUGUUCUCAGGAUGCUAGUUGGCUAUUUCUUUUCCACUACAAGUAGCAUUUUCCUAAUUGAAGAAAACACUAUGUACCUGAGAUACAGUCGGCUAGCCCCCUUUCCUUCCCAAUUAGCGCUACAGACAGCCGGGUCCCAAACAGGUGCUUCACAGUGAAAGUCCUCCCGAAAUAAUUACUUUGUAAUUACAUCUUGUACAGAAAUGUUUGUAAUCUUAAGUAAAUCUUAAGUAAAAACAUUAGAGGCAGGGUAUGUUCACACAGUUAAGCUGAAAGAAAGCACUAAUUUUAUCUAGUUUUGAAAUAUUUAGGCAAACUCAGAUUUUAAACUCUAGAUUGUAAAUAUAUUUUGCUAUACCUGUAUGUGGCUGCUGAAGCACUUUGUAAAGAAAACUAGGACAUUUUAGAAUGGUACACUAUGCAUUAAAAUGAAAUGUGCCUUUAACAAUGUAAUACUACAAAACUGUCUUGCAGUUAACUAUCAAAUUAAAGUUUAAACAGUGAAAUUUGUAUAUGAAAACAUGAUUUACUGAUUUGAGUUCUAUAUCCGUGUGUUGUUUGAUCUUUCUUUAGAUAAAAAUGAUGUAUUUAGAA